UUCCUCUUUUAUUGGCUUAACUAAUAACCUUCAUGUUUAACUCAUAUUGUUAGUUAAUUGAGCGCUUUAAUUGGCGAGUACCUGGUUAUAUUGGGCAUGGAAGUGACAAAUGUUCCUUUAAUCAUGUUGAUGAUGUUGCAAAAGGACACAUAGCAGCAAUGGAAAAAGGUCGUCCUGGUGAAAGAUACUUACUUACCGGAGAGAAUGCAUCAUUCAAGUAUAUAUUUGAUGUUGCAGCUAUCCUUACUAAGACGAGCAAGCCCCGUUUGAGUCUUCCUAUGUGGAUAAUAGAAGCUUAUGGAUGGAUUUCAGUACUUAAUUCACGGAUUACUGGAAAGUUGCCAUUCCUUAGUCCCCCGACAGUGGCUGUGAUGCGGCAUCAAUGGGCGUAUUCAUGUGGGAAAGCGAAGAAAGAGCUUGGUUACAACCCAAGAAGCUUGAAGGAAGGCUUAGAAGAGAUGCUGCCUUGGUUGAAGGAUUCAGGCUAUAUAAACUACUGAUCUAUAAUUCAAUCCAUCCAAACUCCCUUUGUAAUUGUGAUGCUUAAGCUUCUGUUGGAUCGAAAACUAAUCUGUCAAAGCUGGUGCUCGAUCCUCAUUUGUUUGUUAUUUUGUAUUAUUUUUUUAUUUUAA
Chenopodium quinoa (quinoa) is the source of this 632-nucleotide messenger RNA. Its product is annotated as putative dihydroflavonol 4-reductase. The record is from RefSeq and is a predicted model, not a curated record. Bases 159 to 500 code for a protein of 113 amino acids. Lineage: Eukaryota; Viridiplantae; Streptophyta; Magnoliopsida; Caryophyllales; Amaranthaceae. The transcript has 2 exons.